Messenger RNA from Spirodela intermedia, 1191 nucleotides. NCBI's taxonomy places the organism in Eukaryota, Viridiplantae, Streptophyta, Magnoliopsida, Alismatales, Araceae. The record is from the annotation of a GenBank genome assembly.
AUGGGAUCAGCCCACUACCAAUUAGUGAUUUGUGAUCAGUGCAUUGUGGCCCAAGUAAUUUUUCAUUUAAGGGGGUGUUUAUUUAUCUUUAGGUUUUCUAGCAUCCUCUAAUGACUCUUGUACUUAUUUACUACCAAAUUGAUCUUUUAAAAUUUUAAUUUCAAUUUCAAAUAUAAUUUGAAAAAGAAUAAAAAUAGAUAUAUGGGCCUAAUUUCGUAAUUGAGCUAGUAAAGCAAGCUUCAAAUUGCAAUAGUUAUUUAGUGUGCAUCAAGUAUAGUGGGCUUCAAGCUGCAAUAGUAAUGGGUUGCAAGGAAAAAAAUUAUUUUGAUGAAAUUCACAAUGAUGUUGUUGAGAUGAAUGUCUGUAAUCUAAUUUUUGGUAGAAAGAUUUAGAUGCAACUCACCUUCGUAGAGAUAAUCAUUAUAUUUUUUAUAAAAAUAUUGAGAAAUUUGUUUUAGGCUCAAUAAGAGAAAUAUAGGUUUUUCAAAGUGGAUGAAGAAAAGGUUGAAGCUAUUAAAGCCUGACCAGUUCUAUACGAAUUUGGGCCCACUUUAUGUCCUUUCACUUCUAGAAAGUACUUUAUGUCUCAUUCUUUCUAGAAGAGACUUUAAUGUGGUUUAGCUUGUAUCUAAGAUCUGUUCAAGAUCUGACUAUUAGAUUCUAUACCUAAGAUCUACUCAAGGUCUCUCAUUGUUAGACUCUACUUUAGGUUAUGCCAGAGUAUUUUUAGAAGAUUUGUCUAAGAUCCCAAUCUGUUAGAGUCUAUUUUAAGUUAUUUUAGAGUUAGUCAAAUUGUCCCCAAGAUUUGUCAAAAUCUUCCUUUUGAGGAGUGCCCAACCUCCUUUCUAUGCCUAUAUAAAGGCCCCCAUUGUAACUUGAGGUACUCACUUUUUUUAAUUGAAUCAGUUUUUUGUACUGUGAGAACUUUUCCCUCUUGCUUGUGGAUUCAGGCACCCCUUUGUGAAUUCAAGGGUUAAAGACUCUAAAUUUGUGGAGUCAAAGACAAGUUUCUUCCCCAAGAUUGGAGCUUUGUGGAUUCAAGCCCAUAUCUUAUUUAUCUUCCGCGUUACUAUUGUGUCAAUUGGUAUUAGAGCAAGUCAACGUUUCAAUCAAAGUUCAAAAAUGUCACGAGGUAAAUCUACUCAUAUUGGUGAUGAUGAUUCACCUAAAGUUUUUCCUAUCUCAAAAUGA